AUGACAAGUAUUCCUAAAUCGAACGAAAUAGUCUUUGUAAAGAACUACUACAACAUGCUCUGCAAUAGACCAUCACUUAUCCACCAGUAUUACAUGAAAGAUUCCCAGAUCACAAUAAAUAAAGAAACGGGCAAGCCUGAGAUAUGUACAGAGGAUUUCGGGAAGUACAUCAAAUCCAAGAUAUCUAGCCCGAUUUCAAAGGUGUUUAUAUCCCAUCUAUCUUGUCAAAAAACAGAUGAUUUGAAAUCAAUCAUAAAUGUCAUUGGGCAGUUUGUUUACAGCGAUUUGACGCAGGUAAGGAUAGCUCAUCAGUUUAUUGUGUCGAAGAUUGACUCCACCUUAUAUAUAAAGAACGAAAUCUUGACGUUCCUUGAUGAAGAAGUCGUUUAUGAAACAGAGAGCGAUGCAAAGAGGGUUGUCGCUGUGCUUUGUGGUAAGAAUAGCAUGCUUCAAGCGGCCGGUGUGAUUUCCGAGUUUGGAAAGAUUAUAUCCAUAAAGCUCGAAAACGACGACAGGGUUGUUAUGACGCUAAAUAGUGCAGAGGAUGUGGAGAAUAUCAAAAGAAAUGCUGCAAAGAUUGUUUCACAGGGAUACAAGCUUGAACUUGAUGGUCUAAAGAUAUGA
Encephalitozoon hellem ATCC 50504 is the source of this 624-nucleotide messenger RNA. Its product is annotated as nuclear transport factor 2 domain-containing protein. The transcript has a single exon. Lineage: Eukaryota; Fungi; Microsporidia; Unikaryonidae. The record is from RefSeq and is a predicted model, not a curated record. The coding region runs from base 1 to 624 and encodes 207 amino acids.